This is a messenger RNA of Chenopodium quinoa (quinoa), 1633 nucleotides long. Its product is annotated as transcription factor-like protein DPB. The record is from RefSeq and is a predicted model, not a curated record. Bases 256 to 1419 code for a protein of 387 amino acids. Lineage: Eukaryota; Viridiplantae; Streptophyta; Magnoliopsida; Caryophyllales; Amaranthaceae. Gene Ontology annotation, cellular component: nucleus; transcription regulator complex. Gene Ontology annotation, molecular function: DNA-binding transcription factor activity, RNA polymerase II-specific; RNA polymerase II transcription regulatory region sequence-specific DNA binding. Gene Ontology annotation, biological process: regulation of cell cycle; regulation of transcription by RNA polymerase II. The transcript is spliced from 10 exons.
GUCAUUAAUCUUCCUCCUAUGUAUUCAUUUUUUCCUUUGGAUUUUUUCACUUUUUCCGCGCACUUCUCCCUCUUUUCUUCAUUGAAGCGUACUCUGCGUUCUCCAUUGAAUCUGCGUCUGAGCUUUCUCUUCUCCAUCGAAGCAGUUUCUGAGGUGCGCAGAAUUGUGAGGAAGACGGUAGAUGACCAUAUCAGGAUAAGUUGGCUCAGGAACAGGCCUGAACUUCUCUAAUUCUCGCCUUUUAUAUUCAGCAGGAUGGUAACUGGGAAUUCUCAGGAAGACCGAGAGAAGAACCCUAAAGGAGCUACCAGGUCGUGGGGGCCUGCUGUCUCAGGACAGUCAGUAUCAACUAGUGGCAGUGUGGGCUCACCAUCGAGCCGGAGCGAAGCUGGAAUGGCAACACCAGCUCGUGACAGUACUGUUCUUAGACUAAGUCACCUUGAGAUUCAUGGUGAUGAUUCUGCCUCUCAGGGUGCUGUUGUGAGUAAGAAGAAAAAAAGAGGUCAACGUGCAACUGGAACUGACAAAAGUGGUCGUGGACUUCGACAAUUCAGUAUGAAGGUUUGCGAGAAAGUAGAGAGCAAAGGAAGGACAACAUACAAUGAGGUAGCAGAUGAACUAGUUGCUGAAUAUGCAGAUGCAAGUAAUGCUCUUGGGUCAAAUGAAAAUCAAGGAUAUGAUGAGAAAAACAUUCGCCGACGAGUGUAUGAUGCGUUAAAUGUUCUAAUGGCAAUGGAUAUAAUUUCCAAGGAUAAGAAGGAAAUACAAUGGAGAGGUCUGCCUCGAACAAGCUUGAAUGAUAUUGAAGAGUUGAAGACAGAGCGGGUAGGACUGAGAAAUAGGAUAGAAAAGAAAGCUGCAUACUUGCGGGAACUGGAAGAACAAUUCGUAGGAUAUCAGAACCUCAUACAGCGUAAUCAACAGCUGUAUGGAGAUGGGAAUGCUCCUACUGGUGGUGUAGCUUUACCUUUUAUUCUGGUUCAGACUAGACCAAAUGCUACCGUUGAAGUCGAAAUUUCAGAAGAUAUGCAGCUUGUGCAUUUUGAUUUCAAUAGUACCCCUUUUGAACUCCAUGACGACAACUACGUCUUAAAGCAAAUGAAUGUUUCCAACAAAUCUCUAUUUGAUGCUGAGGCUUGCGAUAUUCCAGCUAAUGCAGGUGAAGGUCCAAGUGUGCCUGCCACUACUUAUCAUCCUCAAAUCUCUCAGCCUCCUUCACCUAAAACUUAUCACAAUGAAAGCUCUCAGCUACCAUCACCGCCGAAGCCAUACCAACCUCAAACUUGUACAUCGCCAUCAUCAUCGACACAGCAAGCUCAAAUGACAUUGCCCUCUUCACGCCCGAAUACAGCAAUGAAGAGCCCCACAUCUCCACCUCUUCCUGGUAUACUUAAGGCUCGUGUGCAGCAUGACAGAUAGACAAGAGAUGUUGAACUUUUUCCAUAUCAUCUCCUUUCGUCUGUGUAUAAGUUCCUACUAAACCUGGCAGCAUGCACUCUCUCAGUAUAGCUUUUUCAGCUGGAGGGUGAGGUACUAUAUAGGAGUGACACAAAACUUAGUCUUCCUCUUUACUGCAGAUUUGUAGUUCGCUGUAUCACCAUUUUAUUCUAUGAAAAAUUAUUCUUGAGCAAUA